This is a messenger RNA of Kuraishia capsulata CBS 1993, 912 nucleotides long. RefSeq lists its product as uncharacterized. The coding region runs from base 1 to 912 and encodes 303 amino acids. The record is from RefSeq and is a predicted model, not a curated record. Gene Ontology annotation, molecular function: nicotinate-nucleotide diphosphorylase (carboxylating) activity. NCBI's taxonomy places the organism in Eukaryota, Fungi, Ascomycota, Pichiomycetes, Pichiales, Pichiaceae. The transcript has a single exon. Gene Ontology annotation, biological process: quinolinate catabolic process; NAD+ biosynthetic process. Gene Ontology annotation, cellular component: cytoplasm.
AUGAGCUCAUUUUCCAACCCCAACCCCAAGUUUGAGCACCUUCUUCCGAGGAGCGGUAAAUGGCGCACGGAUAUAACCAACUGGCUGACGGAGGACGUUCCCUCGUUUGACUACGGUGGAUACGUGGUCGGCGAGACCCUCCAGUCGGCCACUCUAUGGUGCAAGGCUCCGGGCGUUCUGUGUGGGGUUUCCUUUGCUAAAGAAGUGUACUUGCAGUGCGGACUGGAGGUGGAAUGGUUCAUUGAAGAAGGCACUUUCAUUGACCCCAGAAAAGUCGAGGGAGGUAAGGUGAAGGUCGCCAUUGUGAAGGGUCCAGUGCGUGAUAUUCUCGUGGCAGAAAGGUUAUCGCUCAACAUCAUUAGCAGAUGCUCCGGAAUUGCCACUCAGUCAUAUCGCACUGUUCAACGUGCCCGUGAAGUCGGAUACACUGGUAUUAUUGCAGGAACCCGCAAGACCACACCUGGACUCAGAUUGCUAGAGAAAUACAGCAUGAUCGUAGGUGGAUGCGAUCCUCACAGAUAUGAUCUGAGUUCCAUGGUGAUGCUGAAAGAUAACCACGUAUGGUCCACGGGAUCCAUUACCAAAGCUGUUGAAAGUGCACAGAAAGUUGUGGGGUUUUCGGGAAAAGUAGAGGUUGAAGUCCAGACAGAAGAAGAGGCUGACGAGGCCAUAGCAGCUGGUGCAGACAUCAUCAUGUUGGACAAUUUCACUGGAGAUGGCUUGAAAAUUGCUGCUGUCAGCAUCAAAGAACGGUGGGCUGGAAAAGCGAGGUUCUUACUUGAGUGCAGUGGAGGUCUUACUCUUGAUAAUCUCGAUGAGUAUUUGUGCCGUGAUAUCGAUAUCUACAGCACUUCUUCAGUUCACCAGGGUACUGGAAUCAUUGACUUUAGUCUGAAAAUCAACAGGGGAUAG